AUGUUCUUUCUACUGAUUUCUCGUUUUUUAGCUCUUUCAUUCAAUCAACCAAAGUUUUCUCCAACACCCAUUUGGAAUGCCAAUGGAAUCACUUUCGCUGAUCAAUCAAUUGUUGGUGAAUAUCCCACCGCCAUUUUUGUGAACACAAACAACGCAAUAUAUGUUGUUAAUGGAGAGGACAACACGAUUCUAAUAUGGCAUGAAGAAAGUGUCAAUCCAACAAAGAUCAUUCACGGUAGUUUUACAAAAUCCGCUUCUAUCUUCGUGACAUCAAAUGGUGAUAUUUACAUUGAUGAUGGUAGUAAGAAUGGUCAAGUACAGAGAUGGCGUGCAGAAACAGGUGCCUUUGCCACGGUGAUGAAUGUCAGUUCACGAUGUGAAGGUUUGUUUGUCGAUAUCUAUGAUACUCUUUACUGUUCAAUGGUUGAUCAUCAUCAAGUAGUGAAAAGAUCAUUAAAUGAUUCUGAGAUGGCUUCAAAUCGAGUUGCUGCUGGGACAGGUAUUGACGGAUCAGACUCAGAUGAACUUGAUGGUCCUGGUGGAAUCUUUGUCGAUGUAAACUUGGAUUCAUAUGUGGCAGAUUGUAUAAAUAAUCGUGUUCAGUUGUUUCAGUUAGGAGAAUCAGACGGUAUUACAGUAGCUGGAAGAACAUCGAUAAAUGCAACAGUUACACUUCGUUGUCCAACUGUAAUUAUAUUAGAUGCUGAAAAAUAUUUAUUCAUUGUUGAUUAUAGCAAUCAUCGGAUUGUUGGUUCAGGCGUGAAUGGUUUUCGAUGUUUAGUUGGAUGUUAUGGAAUGGGUUCAAAAUCCAAUCAAUUGAAUACUCCAUUUAGUUUUAGUUUUGAUCGUCCUGGAAACAUGUUUGUUACUGAUCGACGGAAUGAUCGAAUUCAAAAAUUUUCAUUGAUAAAUGAUUCUUUUGGUAAGUUGAGGAAAAGUUGAAUGAAAUGAAUAGAUGUAAUUAGAUAAAUGAUAGAAGUAAAUGAAGACAUUGCAAUAGGAAAAACGAAAGAAAAGAAAAAUGGUUGAGAAAGAUUUUGUUUGAAAAUGAAAGACUAAUUAGGUUAAUUUGUAAAAGAAUGAGUAUAAGGAAAUGAAGUGCUCCGAUCAGACAGAGCCAUGUGUCAAUCCUGUAUGAUAAAUAAUCUUCAUCUUUUUGUUGUGAUUAAAGAACAGAGAAAGAAAAAGUUUUGCUCCCGAUGAAAUGUUAUGAAAAUCUUUGAUGCUUCAUUUCAUUUAUAUCAAAGAACAUUUCAUUAAUAAAGCAAUGUUCCUCGAUAUAAUUUUAAUAUAAAAUAUUGUAUAAUUUGACUUCAUAUUUCAUUCGGUAUGUUCGAUUCAAGAAAACAUAAGAUAGGUGAAAUAUCACAACUCCAACGACUAAGUUUUUUUUUUGAGAAAAAUAAAUUUCCAUAUCAGGUAUUAUAAAAUGAAUCUUCUCAUAUGAAAAUGAGUGAUUGAAGAGUUAUUCUUUCGACAGUGAUCAUAAUAUUUAGUUGUCGAGAGAAGUAAUGGAUAGUCGAAGGCAAUCUGUAAGUCUGAUAUAUGUAAUUGUCAAUGAAAGAGAUGUAUAUUAAUAUUUUUAUAUUUCUGCAAAAUACUAUUGAAAAUACCAAAAAAAUUGUUUUAUUUAAGUUGAACACAGACGAAAUAUUGAGAUCUAUGAUGAACCUUUGAAGUUGCUUGACAUAGAAUAUGUUUGAGUGAGAUUCUGUAGAAAGAAUGCCUGUAGAGAGAAAAGAACAACUGUCGAGGAUCAUAAAAAAUCUAAUUUUUUGUCUCAUUUUUAAUUUAGUACCACUAUGACGUAUGAUGCCACUAUCUUUUUUAAUAUUUUAAUGAAAUUUACUAACGAGGGAAGGUCCCCAAGUGUGAAUCGCCGUUUUGAAUCGGAG
This is a messenger RNA of Adineta steineri, 1895 nucleotides long. Lineage: Eukaryota; Metazoa; Rotifera; Eurotatoria; Adinetida; Adinetidae. The record is from the annotation of a GenBank genome assembly.